UGCAACAGCUGGGACGUGUUCGGGGCCUGAUGGCACGUCUGCAAAGCCACCUGCGCAGAGGCCCUGACAGGGGCCGCUUUCACCGCCACUCACGUCCGGACCCCCUUGGCGAGGUGUGCCAAGCAGUGCCCGCUGGAGCCCAGCAGCCGUGCAGGGAGCCUGCACAAGAGGCUGUUCCCACCAUGGCCCUAUCAGCUUCCCCGGCUCCUCUGACCCCUCUGGCCUCCAUCCUGGCAGCAGACCCGCAAGACCAAUGCAACAUCAAGAGCAUCCUGCAGGGUCCUGCCACAACUUCCUCACCUCCAGGUAACUCCUUUGGGGCAUCUGCCAUCCCAGCCAUCUGGAGUCUUGGCCUCGCCAGCCGUCCCAUGGCAUUCCUCUCCUGCUGGUGGGAGACCACCAAGGCCUUGUUCUUCCCCACCUCACCCAAGUGGGAGGCCCAGCAAGAGCCCACCUCACCGGAGGAGGCCUCCAACUGGGAAAGCCCCACACAGCUGGGCAGAGACGAGCGGCCCCUCGCUUGUCAGCCCGCCUAG
This is a messenger RNA of Phacochoerus africanus (Common warthog), 536 nucleotides long. RefSeq names its product spermatogenesis-associated protein 31E1-like. Bases 30 to 536 code for a protein of 168 amino acids. The transcript is spliced from 2 exons. The record is from RefSeq and is a predicted model, not a curated record. NCBI's taxonomy places the organism in Eukaryota, Metazoa, Chordata, Mammalia, Artiodactyla, Suidae.